AUGUUAACUCAAGGCUUAAUCGGAGUCGGAGGCUUCAAAACUGCUCACACUGGAUGGCUCACACUAACGGCCCCUCCUAAGACUGGUCUUGGAUCGGUCGCUCAUCAUAAAGUUGUGGUCAAACGACCAUUCCAUAAAGUAUUUCCAACAGCUGCAAAUUUCGGGCCAUAUAAAAUUGGCCAAUACUCACUCGCUGAUGAGCUUCCCAAGCUAUUCAGAAAAGCCAAUGUCUUAUACUGGGCUAAAUCUUUAUUGAUGCUCACAUAUGACUUCAUUGAUCAUUCCAUUGCAUCUUCAUCUGAACCUCCACCAUUCACGGUUCCAUGUGUUCACUUUGUGGAGGCUGGUCUUGCAUUGUGCUACCAUCAAGGUGCUAGCAGGGCUGGAACAAAGACAGGGUCAAUGCAUGCUGCCUUCCUCCUUGAAGAACUCAUCAAGGAUGGUGAUGAGUUCUUUCUCAAAUUUAUUCACAACAUGGACGCCAACCCUCUGCUCGACGAGUUGGACUAUGGCUAUGACUUUGCAGAGUUUUUUGUUUUCAUGCAGCAUGUGCAAUAUGUCAAGACUAGACAAUUAGCAUUCAUAUCCGACUAUCAAGGUAUGUCUGAUUCAUGA
Molecule: messenger RNA, 615 nt
Organism: Suillus discolor
Lineage: Eukaryota; Fungi; Basidiomycota; Agaricomycetes; Boletales; Suillaceae
Exons: 1
Coding region: 1-615 (204 amino acids)
Source: RefSeq, a predicted model, not a curated record